Messenger RNA from Owenia fusiformis, 6018 nucleotides. The record is from the annotation of a GenBank genome assembly. Lineage: Eukaryota; Metazoa; Annelida; Polychaeta; Sabellida; Oweniidae.
UCAUUAACUCCACCUAGCAGUGGUUAGUCACCGGCUCACCUGAGUUAGAAAAAUUUAGGAUACAAAUUUGUCAAAUACACCAAGAAUCAAGGAUAGAUUAGUCAAGUCAAGAUUAUUUACCUAUUGGUUAGUUGCUAGGUGACUAGGAUGGAUGGGGGUAAGAAGGUGUGGGUGCCUCACCCCUUAGAAGGCUACAAACUAGGACGUAUUGUAGACAUUGGGUCAGAUACCAUCGCAGUAGAGCCAUUUGAUUCUCCUGGAAAGUCAAUCAGUGCCCCCUAUGACAGAGUAUUUCCCGCUGAGGAAUAUGACAACAAAGAUGUCGAAGAUAACUGUGGGCUUAUGUACUUAAAUGAGGCUACCCUACUCAACAAUAUAAGAAUCCGCUAUAUGAAAAACUCUAUAUAUACCUAUGUAGCCAACAUUCUCAUCGCUAUCAACCCAUACUUUGAGAUCCCCACUCUGUAUGACAGUGCUUGUAUCAAGAAAUACCAGGGGAAAUCCCUUGGAACAGUUCCACCUCAUUGCUUCGCUAUAGCUGACAAAUCCUACAGGGACAUGAAGACCCUAAAGAAGAGCCAAUCCAUCAUAGUGAGUGGUGAAUCAGGGGCUGGAAAAACAGAGUCCACCAAAUAUAUCCUAAAGUAUCUAACAGAAUCAUGGGGCAGUCACGCGGGACAAAUUGAGGCCAGAAUCGUAGAAUCUAAUCCCCUCCUAGAAGCAUUUGGUAAUGCUAAAACUGUGAGAAAUAACAACAGUAGUAGGUUUGGAAAGUUUGUCGAGAUACAUUUCAAUAACAAGUACUCAGUGGUUGGAGGACAGAUUUCCCAUUAUCUGCUAGAGAAAUCUCGAAUAUGCGUGCAGAGCCGGGAAGAGCGCAAUUACCAUAUUUUCUAUCGCAUGUGUGCUGGAGCACCUGACGAUUUGAGACAAAAACUACAACUUGGUCCACCUGAUACAUUCCAUUACCUGAACCGUGGCAAUUCACAAUACUUCUGCAACAAAAACUCACUGAAGACUAUUAAUAAGAAUAGGCUCAGUAAACAGUUCCUGAAAGAUGGCGCCCUGAAAGACAUCCAAUUGGACGACAUGAAUGACUUUAAGGCCACUGACAAAGCCCUCAGUGAUAUGAUGAUAGAUGAUAAGGACAAACUAGAUAUAUACACCAUUGUAGCUGCAGUCCUACAUCUAGGAAACAUUAAUUUUGAGGAUAAUGUUGAGGAUUCAAAAGGGGGUUGCAAAGUGACCAAGGCUACUGAGGGUACAUUGGCCCAUGCUGCCAGUCUGCUAGGCUCUGAAAAAGAUGAGUUGAGAGAAGCUCUUAUCACAAGAGUUAUGACCAGCAAAGGUGGACUAAAAGGAACUGUCAUAAAAGUUCCUCUCAAGCCCCACGAGGCUGCCAAUGCGCGAGAUGCUCUUGCUAAGGCUGUUUACUCCAGGCUGUUUGACUACCUUGUGAAAAGAGUGAACCAGGCCCUACCAUUCACCAGUUCAACUAGCUAUAUUGGAGUACUUGACAUUGCUGGCUUUGAGUAUUUCCAAGUGAAUAGUUUCGAACAGUUCUGUAUUAACUACUGUAAUGAAAAGCUACAGCAAUUCUUCAAUGAUAGAAUUCUCAAGGAGGAACAAGCCCUGUAUGACAAGGAAGGACUAGGUGUGAAGAAAAUUGAAUAUGUGGAUAACCAGGAUUGUAUAGAUCUUAUAGAAGGGCGCAGUAUAGGAAUAUUUGACCUGCUAGAUGAGGAAAACAAACUACCAAGACCAAGUCCUGAUCACUUCACCUCAGAGGUUCAUGGCAAAAACAAAAACCAUUUUAGACUCUCAAUUCCAAGGAAAUCGAAGCUGAAAUCGCACAGAGAUGUAAGGGAUGAUGAAGGAUUCCUCAUCCGCCAUUUUGCUGGUGCCGUCUGCUACCAUACUCAAAACUUCCUUGAGAAGAACAAUGAUGCCCUUCAUGCCUCAUUGGAAGCCAUACUCACUGUGAGCAAGAAUAAGCUAGUCAAAGGUCUGUUUGAUGGGAAGACGACGAAUGCUACACAAGGCAAGCUGGCAUUUAUAAGCGUCGGCAGCAAGUUCCAGAAGCAGUUGACGGAGCUAAUGGAGAAGCUAAGGAGCACUGGUACAAGUUUCAUCAGGUGUAUUAAACCCAACAUGAAGAUGGUGGAUCAUCUGUUUGAAGGUGCAAACAUCCUCACUCAGUUACAGUGUUCUGGAAUGACAUCUGUACUGGACUUGAUGCAACAAGGUUUCCCAUCAAGAACCCAGUUCUCUGACCUUUACAACAUGUACAAGUCUUACAUGCCCAAUGAGAUCAAGAGGCUGGACCCACGGCUGUUUUGCAAGGCUUUGUUCAAAGCUCUUGGCCUUAAUGAGAAUGACUUCAAGUUCGGUCUCACUAAAGUGUUUUUCCGUCCUGGGAAGUUCGCUGAAUUUGACCAGAUCAUGAAAUCAGAUCCAGAGAACCUUGCAUUGUUAAUCAAAAAGGUGAAAAGAUGGCUGAUCUGCUCAAGAUGGAAGAAAGCACAAUGGGGAGCAUUGUCUGUUAUCAAAUUGAAGAACAAGAUCCUGUACAGACGGGAGAAGCAGGUGCUCAUACAGAAGAUGAUAAGGAUGCACCUUGCCAUCAAGCACUACCAGCCACGCAUUAAGGGCAUGAAGAGAAUCAGAGAGCUCCAAGGCCAAAUCACAUCUAUGGAAAGCAUGGCUAAACAACUGAAGAAGGACAAGGCACAGGCUGAGAAGGAACUUAAGGGUAUACAAGAAAGCAUCAUUGUCGUCAUGAAGAAAAUUCAGAACAACCCAAUGACGAGGCAAGAUAUAGACAAGGAACACAACGCACUGAUGGUCACCAUUAACAACACAGUGGGAAGUUUCAAAAAGAAACUUGAGACUCAAAAGGCGAGAGAAGAGCAGGAACGUCUUCGUAAAAUCCAAGAGGAAAUGGAGAAAGAGCGGUUACGUAAACUGGAGGAGGAACGCAAGAGGAAGGAAGAAGAGGAAACAAAGAGAAUUAAAGCUGAGAUGGAGGCCCGUAGGAAAAAAGAGGAAGAGGAAAGGAAAAUCCAAGAAGAGAAGAGGCGGAAACAGGAAGAAGCUGACAGGAAGGCUGCCGAGGCGCUAGCAGCUAAACUUGCUGCUGAGGAGGCUGCAGAAAACAAACAACUGGAGCAAGAACGUCGCGAUCGUGAACUUGCUUUGCGUCUAGCCAUGGAGGACCAAAACCAAGUGGAUGAAGAGGCAGAACCAAUACAAAGGGUAGUUGCAGCAGGUGAUUCUACGAGGUCUGCAAAUGUUAUGGCGCAGAAACAACAGGGUGGUGCAAAACAAGAUCUGUCCAAGUGGAAGUAUGCUGAGUUAAGGGACACAAUUAACACAUCGUGUGAUGUUGAACUUCUAGAAGCCUGUCGUAUCGAGUUCCAUCGACGUCUCAAGGUCUACCAUGCAUGGAAAACAAAAAACAAGAAACGAACCGUCCAGCAGAAUGCAGCAGCUAGUUCAGCUGCAGCAGCGCCCCCUGCUACCCAGGCUGGGGAUGACCAGAGAGCUCCUCAGUCACUUAUGAAUGAGCAAGGUUCCCUGAUCCCUGGACUAGCGGCACCUCCUGUGCCUGCUCGCCAAAUGAAUGGCGCAGCUGACCAAGCCACCCAGCGCUACUUCAGAAUUCCGUUUGUGCGUCCCUCCGACGAGCACAGGGACAGCGAGUUCAAAAAGAAAGGAUGGUGGUAUGCACAUUUUGAUGGCAAGUGGAUAGCUCGCCAGAUGGAGCUCCAUCCAGAAAAAGAUGCAGUUCUUUUGGUUGCAGGUGUUGAUGAUAUGAAAAUGUGCGAAUUAAGCCUAGAGGAGACUGGACUAACGAGAAAACGAGGUGCUGAAAUUUUAGCCAAUGAGUUUGAAGCCGAGUGGCAAAAAAACAGCGGAGCUGGGUUGCUCCAGAAAGUCAAGCAGAGAGUGUCGUCAAAAUAUCUUCGAAAAUCUCUCGGACUACAGUGAGAAUAGUUCCUAAUAGGGACAUAAAUAUUAAAUUCAAUUUGAAACGCAGAAGUAUCUGGAGGAUUGUGACAUCGGAAAACAAUAUUUUGGUGUAUUUAUGAAAAAGAAUUUUAGAUAAACGAAUGGUCAUUUGAAAAGGAUCUGGUCUGUUAACAUUGUCCAAGAUUCAAUCCAAAAAAAUGAUUUUUAUGAUUUGGUAUUUUAUAUUGUAGAAAGUGAAGUGAACUAGAACAGUCUAUUGUCAUGUAUCCUAAAGCUAGGGACCAUAUAACGACGACAUAUCAUUCAUGUUAAGCAUUCCAUAAGUGUUCAAGUGUAACAUAUUUUUGCUUUUUAAAAUCUAAAUCAAAUUGUCUGGCAUUUUAAAGAAAAAAUAUCAAUUCAUUAAUGUUUUAAUGUUCAAUGUAAAAGUGAUGAUAUCUACAUAUUUAAGAAUUGCAAUUUAGAUCUCGUCUAAUGAAUUUUUAUUAUCUAAUAUAUAUUUAUUGUAGACAAACCAUGAAAUUGUUAUUUAUAUUGUAAGAUCAGAUUGUAUGGCUAAUUAGUCUGAGCCAAUCAAGUACAAAACAUUCCCUGACAGUGGACACCAUAUAACCUCUGGGUAACUUUUGUAUUUUAUUGUCUCAUUUCUAGUGGUGUUAUGUUAUAUUGUUGGUGUUGAAUCGAUAUCCAAGAUAUUUAUAGUGUUAUUUGUUGAAGAACUUAAAUGACUACUCGAGAAAGCAAAGUUAAUGAAAAUGAAAAUGGCGAUUAUCUUACAAGGCUCGUAGCUAUAGUCAGUGGAAGAAACUAGAGAAUAGCUCGAGUAGCUAAUGACAAUAUUUCUCAGUUAUCUUUCUUAGUUUUUGAACUUGUGUUCCUUAAAUGCAAUUUGGCACAUGUAUAUGAAAGCCAGUCGCUUAGAGUAAUGUUAGAGGAGUAUAAUGUGAUCUCCUUUUGGUUUCAGUAUAUUCAAUAUCCAGUGAAAUUUAACCUUCAUUCCAGAAAAUAAUGACGCAAAUUAUGUGAUAUGUAAAACAAGGGGGAAAGUGACCACUUUCUUUUUUUAGAUCACCCACUUUCUUUACUUAAAUCUAAUGAAAUGUAGUUAUUAAGUUAUGAUGGUAAACAUUCCAAUACAGUGUAUAAUAUUACAAACGCUAAGUAAAUUCUAUUUUAUAAAAUCUUUACUAUAUUACAAGAGCCGUUAGGUUUUCAAGGCUAUGGAGUUGGAAAACUAUGCAAAGAAAUAAAUUCAAAUAUAUCUUAUUACUUAAAUGGAUCAUUACCAUAUACCAAAGGGUUGAUACAAUCAGUGGAAAGUAUGUAUUCUGAGUUGGAACUAGUGUUACAUCUCCGAUACAAUGCUUAUUUUCAGGAUGAGAUAAUUCUCAUUAUUACAAUUUUUUCACAUUUUGACAUUGAUAAAUACACAAUAUAGAUCAUUGUUCAUAGAGAUUGUUCAUUGUUCAUUUUUUGUUUUCAACUUUUUUGUCCAAGUGCGGAAAAGUGCAUUUUUGUUUUCAACUUUUUUAUCCAAGUGCGGAAAAGUGCGUUUUUUGUUUUCAACUUUUUUGUUGUGCAGAAAAACUUUAAAAGGAUCAUUGUAAAUUUUCAGCGCUCUCUGAUCAACAAGUGAAAAUAUAACAACUCUUCAUUCUUUGCCAAGAUCGUAAAAGUGCAUUUGUAUUUCAUUUACCUAAUAUCAAUUAGUAAACUGAGAUAUGUAACAUUCAUAAGCAAUGAUUGUGUUCUGCUGAGCGCUACAUACUGUUACAACAUAUCAUGAUCAAAUGCUAUUUCUGCUUAAGACAUUGCAAUAUAAAACCCACAUCUGAUAAUGUAUUUGAGUUGAGGGAUCAGUUGGCAUUAUUUGACAUGGGACUCUAUAACAUAAGGUAAAACUACUGUAAAACACUUUGUGUUUUCUCCAUCUUGCUUUUCGAGUUUAAAAUCUUAAAACAUUUAACAGUGAAUGAAAGUAGAAUCAGUGUCAAUUAAACAAUAAUUUUAGUCCUUCAUCAAACUUUUGAAAAUAAGAAUAAACUG